Molecule: messenger RNA, 1863 nt
Organism: Menidia menidia (Atlantic silverside)
Lineage: Eukaryota; Metazoa; Chordata; Actinopteri; Atheriniformes; Atherinopsidae
Source: the annotation of a GenBank genome assembly
AUGGAGGUGGCCCUGUCUGGCCCACAGAUCCUCUCAGAGCCCCUCAGGAGGGGCACGCCGCUGCCCCUGAGCCAGCUGGUGGAGGAGAGUAGGAGCAGAGCCAGCAUUCCCAAUCACCUCCUGGAAUCAAAAAUCUAUGCCAAACUGAGAGGCAACAGCCAGAUCCAAGUGGAGCCCUCAGAGCUGCACUUCAGCGGGUUCGAGCUUGGGAAGGAUUAUGUAAAGAUCCUGAAACUAAUCAACAUCUCAUCUGAUGCCAUGAAUAUUCAUGUCAUUGCAACCCAAACCAAGUACUUCCAGACAUCUUACAGCAAGAAGCAUCGACUCAUCCCUGGCCUGGCCUACACCCUAAAGGUCAGAUUCUGUCCAGACGAGUGGCGCUACUUCUAUGACUACAUUCGUGUCCACUGCCAGGGGGAGGAGAACCUGUUAAUUCCAGUUCAUGCUUACCCUGUCAUCGAUGACCUGCACAUCCCAUCCCAUAUUGACCUACCAGCCUUACCACUUGGACAAAGUGUUUGCCACACUAUCCCUUUAAGAUGCAGCUGCCCCGUUGACUUUGAGUUUCAGCUGGUUGUUGUUCAGCCACAUGAAGCCUUCCACAUCCAUCCCCUCUCAGGUGUGAUUCCGACUGGUGGUGGAGCCCAGAUCACUGUGACCUUCAGCCCUCUGCGGUACGAGACCUCUCAGACCACUUUCCAGCUGGUCGUCUCUCAGUUCAACACGAAGCCUUACCUGUGCACCAUCAGUGGGAGCUCAGACCCUCAUUUAGCCCUCAGGCAGCUGGCUCGUAAACCUGAAGGACGUCGAAGUGCCGUGCCUCAGCGAAAUAAAAACACAUCCAGGUCAAAAAAGGAGGCUGAAAGACUAAAGACAGAGAAGGAUCAGGGGGAUGUUGAGCUUGGAUUUACACCCUCGCUGGAUGUCUGUACCCCUGCUGGGGUGGCAAAGAUGCUGAUCAAAGACAUCAAUAAACUCAGCUCCAAAGACGUGAGGCAAGCUUUGUCCUGCGGCUCUGCGACAGGCCUGCAAAGCCGGCAGAUGAAAGAAGCUCUGUUCAGAAAAAAGAUUCAAGGAGCUGUGAAGGAGGAGCAAGCCAACCACCUGAAAUGGCGAGUUCAUCCGGGUAUGGACCCGAUGUCAGAGCAGACCAGGAGGCAGAUUGUGGAGGAGAGAGAGGCGGCUCUGCAGGAAUACGCGGUCCCAGAGGGAGCCCCAUCCUUCCAGUUCUACGCCGAUAUUCAGUGGGAGCUGAGAAACACAGCCCUCAGACUGUUUCAGCAGGCAGCACGCAAGGUCGUGAUCCGAUGUCGUAUGAACCGGAGACUCUCCUCUUUGAAGGAGCUGGCAGGCGCUUUGAGAAGCUGCAAAUCACUGCACAAAGCCGAGGAGACACGGGAGCUAAAAAUCCCUCCAGACAAAGUGUUCCUGCCGUCGUCCCCCUUUUUCUCUAAUGAGGACGACCCUUUGGCUCUGGUCCCAGUCUCCGUGGAUCCCGUUGACGUGACGACAGAAGCUCGUGUGCCUUUCUUCAAGCUUCAGGUUCCCCAGCACUACGAGCUCGUGGGGUACCAGCCCGUCUCAGCUUGGGCUGCGUUCAGCUCCUAUAUCCCUCCCACUUUGGCUAGACCGCUUCGCUCAGGAGCUCCAGACAAGCCUUCUGGGGUCAAAGCAGAGGAGGAGCCUGUGGCAGCGGAGGACUGCGCCCCCCUGUCCUUCAUUAUUCCUGAAGAUCUGACCAGGCCCUUUCCAGCAAACCCACUUCGAAUCUUUAACCCAGCCCCGGGCCUCCAGGCCUUCAAACCUCCCCCGAAACUUUUGGAGAGUGACCUGGAGUUUCCCCUCUCCCCAUAUUCGAGGUGA